Venturia canescens is the source of this 5531-nucleotide messenger RNA. Its product is annotated as A disintegrin and metalloproteinase with thrombospondin motifs 7-like. Gene Ontology annotation, biological process: proteolysis; extracellular matrix organization. Bases 697 to 4386 code for a protein of 1229 amino acids. Gene Ontology annotation, molecular function: metalloendopeptidase activity. Gene Ontology annotation, cellular component: extracellular matrix. The record is from RefSeq and is a predicted model, not a curated record. Lineage: Eukaryota; Metazoa; Arthropoda; Insecta; Hymenoptera; Ichneumonidae. The transcript is spliced from 18 exons.
UCGUGCCCACGACUUCGUUACCUCCUCCGCGGGCUAACCGCCGUCGUAGUCGUCGUCGUCGACGACGACGCCGCCGCCGCGGCGAUCCACGCGCGACGACGCCGUCGUCACACUUCUCGAUCGUAACCGAGCACGCGCGUCAGAUCGAAACUUCCUCCGCUCCGCGACGAGAUAUCUUUUGGAUCAACGAGCCUUUCGCGACCGGAAAUAUAUCAUCGAUGUAUAGAUAUAUUUAAGUAUAUACGCGAGGAGCAUUUCCAUGAAUGAUUGUGCGUAUGGAUAUUUUUUUAUUUAUUUAUUUAUGCGUCUGAUUCGGUGCAUCGAUCGAUAAUCGCGCUUUUCAUUAUUAUUAUUAUUUUUUAUUGUUAUCACUCGGAACUGCGCGCCCCCUUUCGGGCGAUACAUUCCCAAUACUCUUUCUCGCGUAAUGAGAUUUGUCUCCCGAGAUACAUGCGAAACUCUUCAUUUUCAUCGGGAGUGCCGACGGAAGUGAAUUUGGAUUUUUUUAUGUGCCAGCUCGAAUCUCACAUCGGCAGAAUCGAGGAAUUUAUCUGGAGGAAUCUUCUGUCAAAUCCUUACAAUGGGAGAUACGAGAAAAGGACGAUAGCACGGAGGUGCGAAGCAAAGGACUGAAAUGGAGCGCUGAGAUCGGAGGAACAUACGCGAGAUAUUGUUGGUCGUUAUAAGUCGUCGUCAAUGAUGCGGUGGUCGGUGGUGUUACGAGUUCUCAUAUUCCUCGUUCUCCACUGUUCGGGCAUCGAGACUCGUGUUCGACAGCCCUUCGUCAGAGGAAUCUACAGCAACAACGAAAACCACGAGAGAUUCCAUAACGAAAUAGUGAUACCUCGAAGAGUGAGAGACAACGGCGACCUAAUUAGUCACGACGUGACCUAUCAUCAUUCCGAAAAUGACGAGGAGUUGCACUAUAGAAUCGAGCUCAAUGGAACGGAGUAUCACCUACAACUGACUGGAUCGAGCGACUUCAUAGCGCCAGGAAUGAUCGUCGAGAGACGGAAACGCGCUAUUCACGUUCGUUCAUCACCCAGGGACAUCUCAACUAAAUGCCAUUAUCGUGGAUUCAUUCGAGGACACACAAAUUCCCUCGUCGCCCUGUCAGCUUGCAAUGGUCUGUCGGGUGUACUCCGAGGUGAUCACGGAGAGUUCUGGCUGGAGCCAGUCGCCAGUGAGCCAUCGACAAAGGAAGUAAAAGAAGACGAGAAGAUAACGUCGUCGAGGUUCCAAGAGAGAAUAAGAAGAAGGAAGGAGAGGUGCGUUGAUCGUGUUGAUCAAUGUGAAAACACAACGAAAAAUGAUCCUGGCGCCGAGACGCGUUACGCUUACGCGGGAAAUCCAACAAGCUUGACAUCGGCCGGCAGACCUCAUCUCGUUUUUCGGCGCUCCGCUACCUCUGCCGCUGUAGAAAUUGGCGCCGCUCGUAAAAAAAGACGUAAAAAGAAGAGGAAACAUGAAAGAAACUGUGGCACACGUGAACCACGACGUCUCACGGAGACGCGUCUCGAAUGGCAGACGCAGCCCGGUCUCGUGCAAGUUCAAGGUCGCGGUCGUCGAAAACACCAGACAAGACAGCAGAGAUCUUGGCAACGCUCCAAACGCUCGAUAAGUCGUGCCCGACACGUUGAAGCACUCGUUGUUGCUGACACGAGUAUGAUGGCUUUUCAUCAGGAUGGCGACGUCGAGACUUACCUCUUGACCAUUAUGAACAUGGUGUCGUCCCUCUACCACGAUCCGACGAUCGGUAAUUUCAUCAACGUCGUCGUUGUGAGAAUUAUUCUAAUGGAGGAGGACGAGGCUGAGCAAGGACUGAAUAUCACUAUUAACGCUGACAAGACUCUCUACAAUUUCUGCAAAUGGCAACAAAAAAUGAAUCCUGGCGACGAUUCUCAUCCCAACCAUCACGAUGUUGCGAUACUCGUCACCAGGGAAGAUAUUUGCUCCAGAGCCAAUACCCCGUGUAGCACCUUAGGUGUCGCUCAUGUUGCUGGUAUGUGUCAACCCGAUCGCAGCUGCAGCGUCAAUGAGGACAAUGGCAUCACUUUGGCUCACACUAUCACUCACGAAUUGGGGCACAACUUCGGCAUGUAUCACGACACCGAUAAAAUUGGAUGCAGCAAACGCGAUGGUGACACUCUCCACGUGAUGACCCCAACCUUCGAGGUCGAUACUGUCGGAGUUGCAUGGUCGAGGUGCUCGAGACGAGACAUCACCAAUUUUCUUGAUCAAGGUAAAGGCGAGUGUCUCGAAGACGAACCAGCUGACAACGACUACGCAUAUCCCGAUCUACCCCCCGGUGCUAUGUACAACGCUGAACAUCAGUGUAGACUCCAAUUUGGCGUUCGCGAAGCAUCAGUUUGUUCGCCACUUCACGAGAUAUGUUCGAAACUCUGGUGCAUCGUUGAUGGUUCUUGUACUACGAUGCUGCACCCCGCUGCUCCUGGAACCCAUUGUGGCAAACACAUGUGGUGUCAGAAUCAAGAGUGCGUGCCCAUAGUCGACCAUCCCUUAGAAAUCGACGGUGGUUGGGGUGAAUGGGGUAGUUGGAGCGAGUGUUCACGAAGUUGUGGGGCAGGUGUCUCGAUCGUUGAAAGAAAAUGCGAUCAUCCCGAGCCAGCACACGGCGGUAAAUUUUGUAUCGGUGAACGACGACGAUACAAGAUUUGCAACACUCAAUCCUGUCCCGAAGGAAUGCCCAGUUUCAGAAGCGUCCAGUGCAGCGAAUACGAUGGCAAGGAAUACAAAGGCAAAAAUUACACGUGGUUGCCCUACUUCGAUCAGACUGAACCUUGCGAGCUUUACUGUACCGAUACUGACGAGAGUGUCAUAGUUCCAUGGGGCGAGGCUGCGCUCGAUGGCACUCCCUGCAAUGUUGGUACGCGCGAUAUGUGCAUCGCUGGAAUUUGCCGAAAAGUAGGUUGUGACUGGACCGUGGAUUCCGAUGCGACCGAGGAUCGUUGUGGAAUUUGUCACGGUGACGGUACACAAUGUGAAACUACGAGUGGAGUUUACGACAAGAACGAGGGCCCGGGUUAUCGCGAAGUGAUCGUAAUACCAACGGGAUCGCGAAACAUUAAAAUCGAAGAAGUCGGCAAUAGCAAAAACUACAUCGGAAUUGGAGUCCCGAAUUCCAACAAGUAUUUCCUCAAUGGAAAACGGCAGAUCACCUUGGCAGGCGAGUACGAGGUCGCUGGUACACCAGCUCUUUACGAACGAGAUCACGACAAAGAAAAGAUUAGGAUUCCUGGUCCAAUCAGGGAAGAUGUUGUCGUUUAUCUGAUAUACCGAGGUCAUUAUCGCAACUUUGGUCUUCGUUACGAGUACACCGUACCUAAAGAGGAACCGGAUCGUGCUCCAGAAUACUCCUGGGUUCUAUCCGACUGGUCGCUGUGCACAGUCACUUGCGGGGGUGGGACUCAAACUUCCCAUGCACUCUGCCACGAACGGAAGAGCGGCGUCGUCGAAGAUUCAUUCUGUGACAGAAAAGACAAACCGGAAUUUCGUCUACGAGAAUGCAACAAAAACCCAUGUCCGGCAAGAUGGUGGGUAGGACCUUGGCAAAUGUGUCCUGUAACCUGCGGUGAAAACGCGCUCCGCAAAAGAUCGGUGAUGUGCGUAUCUUCGGGCAAGGAUUCGGACGGUUCGGAUCUAGCCCUGCCGGAUCGGGACUGCGACAAAGCUUCGAAACCGGAAGAAGCUGGUCCCUGUCCGAACCUGCCAGCUUGCGGUCCAUCGACGGAAGUGCCAAUGAUCGUUUACGCCGACAACAAAGACGCCUCGUUCUACAACAUAAGCUCGAACGACGGCGUGACGAUCGUCGACGUAAACGCGACCGAAGAACCGGAAAUUCUCGAAUUCGAUAACGUCGUCGACGAGAAUCCUGACAACUCGAUGUACAACACGAAAUCGAAGUGGAUCGUCUCCAAAUGGAGUCACUGUAUUUACGGAAAAAGAAGCCGAAAAGUUUCGUGCUCCAUUCCCAGCGAUUGUAAUCUCGAUGAUCGACCUCCAGCGAUCGAAGAUUGCCGGGGAGAAAAAUGGGUCACAGGAAAAUGGGGACCUUGCAACGCGACAUGCGCGACAAAAAUUGGUGUUAAAGCGCGCGAAGUAACUUGUCGCGAUAGAACGACGUUAUUACCCUCGGAAGAUUGUUUAUCGGACAGAAAACCUCUCGAGGCGAGACGAUGUCACUACAGACGGCCCUGUGGUGACGAGAAACCCGGUUGCAAGGACAGUAUCGUGCCAGCGAACAUGUGUGCGGCUCAUAGACGAAUGUGCGACGUUUCAUCGAUCGUGAGAGAAAAAUGUUGCGCCACGUGUUUCAAGAGACGACGUCAUGUGCGUCGCAAUCGGCGCCACAACUUUGGCGACUAAAUUGACCAUUUUUUAUUCACUGAACAAACUCUUCGAGACUUUGAUUAACAAAAACGUUGGCGCGAGAUCGCUCAUCAGUAUUUUUUCUUCCUUUUCCCAUAAAACGCGAACGUGCGAAUCGAGCGAAGAGCGAAGGUAAUCGCGAGAUUGUUGCGAAAUAUGCGAGAAAAAAAGUACUGUAAGCGUUGCGACCAGCGAAUCGAAUGCCCAAUCGACACGCGGAGCACAACGAAAAACAAAUCCGUCUUUAAAGUCCAUUUUCUUUAGUCACCUAAUGAAAAAAGAAUCAAACGUUCUGUGGAAUAUGUGACAAAAGACACAAUUGUAACGAGAAAUAUUUUCAUUUCAUUUUUAUCUCGUUUUCCGUCCUUAUUAAUAAGCCGAGUACACGAAAUUUGGCAUUUACCUCGAUGCGUAUUUAUCUUCCAGUUCUGUAACAUGCUCUUGAACAGACGCAGUGGUUUCUCGUUGCCAAGAAGUUUAAGAAAUUUAUCAUUAAAUGUAGAAACCACUUCGGCCAAUUUAUACUUGCAUUUUACAUUCAAAAGUGGCGCCCAACGCUCGUUUUUUAUUAGCACGCGUUGUGCAGUCGGAGCAAAAGAUUAUUUUAACACUUCAAAACGAUCGUUUGAUAACUUAAUUUUCAUUACUUUGAACGUUUCCGAGUCUGCUAUUGUGGUUCUCUCGAGAUAUUGACGUUUUAUUUUUAUCCAAGCUUUGCUUUUACUGCCUGUGAAAAAGCGAUAAAUAACUGCAGGCCACCGCGAAUGAGGCAACGACCAAGUGCACGAGAAACAAAAUGCUGAAGAAUUCUGUACAAAAUUUGGCAUUGUACUCAAAAAAAUAGAAACGCUGACAGCCCACUGGCCGAAUCGUGUUAUCUUUGAAAUAUAUUUCCUCCUAAAGGCUCGUCGCCUGUCGAAUAUGAAUUGAAAACCGAUUUAAAAAUGCAUUCGUUUGAAUUACAAUCUUUAAGUGCAAUUAAUUUCUCGUCGAGCAUUUGAUUUAUUGUUUUUUUGUUGCUUUCUGAUUAUCGCAGAUGAGAAACGUGAUUGAUAUAUAAAUCCGAGUAAAAUGAUUUUAUGUGCCUCGUCAAUUGCGACAUGUUUACAUCGAGAAAUACAGGAAAUGAGCAUUUUAUCGAA